Molecule: messenger RNA, 2066 nt
Organism: Gamsiella multidivaricata
Lineage: Eukaryota; Fungi; Mortierellomycota; Mortierellomycetes; Mortierellales; Mortierellaceae
Exons: 1
Coding region: 358-2004 (548 amino acids)
Source: RefSeq, a predicted model, not a curated record
CGGGGCACAUGUGUUUUUCAUAUCCAAUUUAUUGUUUUUUUUAAAAGUCCAUCCUUUUCCUUUCCUUUCCCUUGAAGAGGAGAUUCCACUUUUCAGCUCACAUCCUUUUUUGUUUGUGUGUCUGCAUUCGCAUCUGGCCCAUUGUCAUCAUCCUUCUUUUUCAUCUUUACACUUCUCUCUUGAUUCAUCCUUAUAUCCUCAUCCCUUACAACACUUCCUUACAUCGCAACUCCACAGCCUAUCCCGCUCCACCUCAUCAACCUCAUCUUUAUAUUUUUACUUCUCCACCUCGCUUUUUCUUUUUUAGUGCCAUUUUCUGAAAUAAUUUUCGCCGCCCCGUUCUAAAAAAAAAAUAAUAUGCACAGGCAUAACGAGGACAGACGCCCCUCCCAGGUCUCUGCACACUCUGCUGCACACUCCAGGGCCCCAACCCCUGUUGCUGCUGCACCAGCAUCCUCCGUCCUGCAGUCGCCCUCCCAUACACGCUCCAAAUCAGCAUCAGCAUCAUCCUCACCCGAUCACUUCCACUGCUUCUCAUCAUCACUCCACUCACAGGACUCGCCUUUCUCUCCAGAGCGGUCUGCCCUCCCUUCCUCAGGGCUACUGGACCGUUACUGUCUAUCUAAUAAUGUAACACCAGGGUCCUCAGCUCGCACCUCCACAACGGCCACCACAGCACCUGCAGCACCAGUCAUUGGAGGAUCAGCCCUAGCAGCAGCCAUGGGCAACAGCAGCAACAACAGCACUCCAAGAGUAUCCUCAGCACCGCCAGUCUACGAGCACAAGCGGGUCUCACAUCGAUACAGUGCCUCGCCAGCAUCAUCUUACACCGCAUACUCCUCGGCCCUGGCGGCUUCAUAUCACCAGCAUCAGCAACAGUUGCAACGACAGCAACACUCUCAUUCCCUCAGUCAUACUCAGUCAACCCAAUCAACCCAGUCAACCCAUACCCCUAUGAACUAUUCUAAUUCUAACCUCUACAGGAUCCACUGCAAGGACCAUGGUUAUGAUACUGCACACCAUCAUUACCACCACCAGACCAAUCGCAGCAGGAGUGGUAGUAAUAACGGAAGCAAGGCUAAAAGCGACAUCUGCAACGACUGCAUCUGCAGAGCUAUUGGCAAAUGUAAUAUUAUCAACAGCAGUAACAAUAAUCGUCCCAAUCGAUUCAACACACCCCCUUCCCCUUGCUUGGGCUCCCUUGAUCCUGCCUGUCAUCAUCCUGGUCAGAUCACAUCGCACGACUGCUGUUCAGCCUUGCCGUCCCCCUCGCUCAGCGUAUCCUCAACGGACUCUAUCUUCUCUUCAGCAAGCAGUAAUAGCAGCGACAGCACCAGCAUGGCGCACUGCUCGCCUAUUCUUCCCGACACGAUCUCUGCGCUCUUAUUACAGGAUAUCUCCUCGUCAGAGUCCUCAGUCGCGUCGUCCCCGAUCCUUUCAUACUGCAGCAGCCCAAGGAUGAUCUCCUCUCCAUCUCCAGAAUCAUCAUUGUCUUCAUCUCCGUCUCCUUCGCCACCACCGUCUGCAGCAGCCAGGAGUAAACGGACGGAAUCCAUGGGAUCGAGGACCAGCCAGGCGAGUGGAAUCAGUCGGACUUCGUCGUCGUCUGGGGGUUUCGGUCGACAGGAUUCGUAUCUCUCGUCGUCAUCCGCACCGUUAUAUUCUCCCCCUUUAUCGGCAGCAACUGCAGGAGCAGGAGGUGUUAAAAGGAGGUCAAUGAUGAUCACUCGCUCGUCCUCUCCACUGUCUCGGACAUCUUCAACCGCAAACCACCGCAACAGCAACAUCAAUACCAGCAACAACAACAACAGCAGCAGUACAGCUGCCAAAUCUGCGACAAAAGCAGCUGUGGACGCGUCACCGGUGAUUUCGCUUCAGGCGCAGGUGGAGAGCUCGACGCGGUAUAUCCGGUUCUUGCUAAUUCCGCUGAUCUCACUGUUGUUCUUGGCUCUGGGAGCGCAGACCUCAGUCAAGUUUGAGACGCCGGCGAAAUAUGUUGCAUAGUUGCCUUUGAGAUUUGCUGCAUCGCCCACUCAUUAAAGAGAAAAGACAAUGUGCUCUUGUAC